Messenger RNA from Arachis ipaensis, 636 nucleotides. The record is from RefSeq and is a predicted model, not a curated record. Lineage: Eukaryota; Viridiplantae; Streptophyta; Magnoliopsida; Fabales; Fabaceae.
AUGAACUACUUUUUGGGAAUUGAGGCAGUAAGGAACAGUGACCAAGUAAUGACCCUAUGCCAAACAAAGUAUAUCAAAGAACUCUUAGUUAAAGUAGGGAUGCAAGAAGCCAAAGCAAUACCUACUCUAAUGGCAUCUAGUCUGAAACUCUCAGUGCAAGGAGGAGAAUUAUUUCAAAAUCCAGCACAAUAUAGAUCAGUUGUUGGAGGACUCCAGUAUGCAACAAUCACAAGACCAGAAAUCUCUUAUGCAGUAAACAAAGUAUCGCAAUUCAUGCACCAACUGUUAGACAACCACUGGAAAGCGGUAAAGCAAAUCCUCGGGUACUUAGCAGGGACACUUCAGCAUGGAUUAAGGUUCCAAAAGUCUGAUGAGAGUAGAAUCUAUGCACUCACAGACUCAGAUUGGGGAAGUGAUGUAGACGACAGAAAGUCAACAAGUGGAUUUUGUGUCUUUUAUGGACCAAAUCUUGUCUCUUGGUCCAGUCGAAAGCAACAUGUAAUAUCAAGAAGCUCCACCGAAGCUGAAUAUAUAGGGAUAGCUGCUGGACUUGCUGAAGUCAUCUGGUUGCAGAACUUGUUGAAUGAAAUGAGGAUACCUUGCACCACCAAACCAAACCUAUAUUGUGAUAGUUAG